Molecule: messenger RNA, 2839 nt
Organism: Periconia digitata
Lineage: Eukaryota; Fungi; Ascomycota; Dothideomycetes; Pleosporales; Periconiaceae
Source: the annotation of a GenBank genome assembly
ACCCAUACUGUUCGCACCUAUCGAUACCACCGAAAUUCAAACACAACUCUUUCACUCCACCACACCACUAACCUAAUCGCUUGCAAACGCAAUAACCAUCACUUGUGUGAGCUAGCGCCAUUCAUCCACGUAAAGAGGAUCUGCUGCUUGCGUGAGAGCUUGAGCCCAUCCCCCUUCGCUACCACGACCACGACCACCAUAGAGGUUCAACUCGCUUCACUGGCCAAAUAAUUGCAGCUCCACCCCACUGCUCUCUCCUGUUUGCACAUAGCGAAUUCCUACCUCUCCUUCCACGAAGAGCAUUCCAUGAUGGGAUCCUCCAAUUCCUCACUCUUCCAGCCGCGCCGUGCGACUACGUGCGCCUCUUCUCAAGAAGCUCACGAGGUCACAGUUACCACGGCCAACGAUCACAGUAUCAAUGGCUCUCUACGACGAAGCAACAAAUCCAGUGUGACGGAAACUGGUGCUUCAAAGUCCCCCUUUACAAUAUCCCCACCGAUGCUCCCGGUUGUGUAUAUCGGUAAUGAUCUUGAUAUACAAGCCGCGGUCAUGACGGCUGCCGAUACAUACUCCUCGAAAUCGGGCAGCUCUUACACUUCUCCGGAGUCGAUUAUCGGCGCUCGAGAUGCCUCCGACAUGUUGGCGACGAUAGUAUCCGCUUCUCCUGCCGCUCGCACAACCAGGUCGACAUCACGAGCGGAAACGGCUCUUUCUGCUCUACUCACGUCGAAUGAGUCCAAGCACCAACUUGAAGUCCGAAAAAACCGUAUUCAAGCAAAGGAAGCACAAGAUCGGUUUUCCAGCGUGCUUGAUAAUGAAAGAGGCACUGUUCGCCAGAACGAACGUCUCGCCUCCACCUUGCAAGCCGACUUCGAUAAACUCCAAGAGCAAUCGAGGCAGAAAGACACUCGGAUCGUUGAAUUGGAAGCCAAGCUCAACGAGCGCGUGCCUAAAGACAAUUUGCUGGAAAAGGACAAGAAAAUUGCAGCUCUCGAAGCUAGCAAUAUCGAUCUGGCGACCACCCUCAACAACGCCGUAGCAGACAAGAAUGUCCAAAUCGAGGAGCUCAAAGAUACGCUCCGCAGCAAGACCAUGUCGGAAGUUACCCUGCGAGGAGUGAUCGAAGACCACAAGCAGCAGCUGGAGAGUCAACAGCAGCGAUCCGCACAGCAGCUCCAGUACAACGCUGCCUGGUUCGAAGGCUUACACAAGGUUAUCGAGGACCAACACCAAGAGCUAGAAAUGCAGAAACAGGAGCUUGAUGGCCUACGGGAGUUCAGCGACAGACUCAGGGAGUCUAUGAUCAAGGAGCUUGCUGAGCGGGAUGCUCAAACCGAAUCACUCUCAGGCACAGUCAGGGAAUGGUAUCGGCAGCACCAGGCCGAGCUGAGCAGACGUAUUGCAGAGUUGGCCAACGUGACGGCGCAGCUCAAGACGGCGCAGGAGGCCAACAAAGAGCUGGAAGUGGUGGUCCGGUCUCAUCCCGCGUCUAUCUUACACCAGAUUCGACGUCGCGGCCACUGCACGUUGCGCCAGCUCCAAGUCCGACCUUCAGUCUCGCGUAGUCUCCGAGACUACAAGCGCGGAAUUUCGAGACUGAUGCUCCAGCAGCGUCCAGAAGUUCACCAAGGGAUGUGUUAUUUGCGGGAUGAUGGUCAAUUGGGUGCCGGUACAUGGGAGACACAGUGGAUGGGGGACUAUUUCGAGCAUCCAGGGUCUCAGCCAGCUUCCCCUUGCCUUGCUGCUCUCAUUCAUGCUGCCUCGACUUCUACUUUCGUAUCAGCAAGGACGACUGGGUCUACAAUAUCCCUCGAAUCUGCUGAAGGGGUUGCUGUACCUGAAACUGCGGAAUCAGACCCUUCUUUCGUCUUCCCCUUCAUAUGAGCCUUAGUGCGGAUUGCUGAAGAUGGUGAAGAGUCGAGAUAAAUGCAUCUGGCUUUCUUGUAAGAUGCUUAUAUUAUGAAUAUCAGGCGGAUGGUAUUAUUUCGGGUUUUGAUACAUUGUGUUGUGGCGGAGAUUGAUACUAAGACACAUUCUUGUAUACAGAGUCAGCUUGAAAGGGAAAAAAAUCACAACUCAUGUAUCAAAUCCCCAAAAUGUUCUAUGAGCACUGUGCCUCAAAGCAUCGUCUGAAAAGCACCGGUGGCUCUUCAAAAAGACACAUAUCCGGCUCCAUGGGUUGUUCAACGCAUUCUACUUUUUCAUCUCUGUCAUGUCCACACAAUUUGAGACGGAAGAAAUAGAAUAUCACAACCAAGCAUUCAAAUAAUUCUAGACAAUAUCAUGCCGUCAAUCUAUCACUCUCAUGUCCAAUGUCGACAGCUCACCAACGUGCACUACUCCAAACCGCCAACAACCGAUACAACGCAAAGAACAACACCCAUCACCAACGGAAUCACCCACCACGUUUCCCCACCAACCAUUCAAACGCAGGAUAAACGUGACAGUUAUUAGGCCGCAACAUUAUAGUGAUGAACAGCCUGGACGCGUGUUAUCUACACCAUGAAUAAAAUCAAACACGUGCUACAGUGCAUCCUAGAGUUCCCAAACUUCAAUUCCGCCAGCGUAUAGCGAUAUCAGACCGCAAUCUAUACACAUAUCGCCUCCACACGGCAUAUAACUGGAAAACCGUCUAGAUCAACGUCGAGCUCUCCCACCAUAACAUAUCAUUACCCUUGCAAUACCUCCAAAUAUACACCUAUUCACCGCACCUUCUUCAAUCACGAUUAGACUUUCAAUUCCACUUACAAUACCACAAUGCCAAAUGAGAGAACCUCAGAACCCACCAGCCCAGCAGACCCUCAACCCCUCCCCAAACGACCUAAAAACCUAACCCCUC